Molecule: messenger RNA, 846 nt
Organism: Eupeodes corollae
Lineage: Eukaryota; Metazoa; Arthropoda; Insecta; Diptera; Syrphidae
Exons: 2
Coding region: 140-541 (133 amino acids)
Source: RefSeq, a predicted model, not a curated record
GACUGUGGAUAAAAAAAAAAACAAAACUUGGCAGAAGACUACAAAUAUCUUUAACUCCACAGUAGCAACCUCGGGCGAAAAGAGUUUUGUGCAGUUAAGAAGCACAUAUGAGUCCUUGAAGCAUAAGACGAAGAAAAAAAUGUCCACUCAUAAGACCGAAGUCUAUAAAACUGGUGGUGGACCAUCAACUUCAGCCCUGAGUUGCCUGGAGGAAAAAAUCGCUGGAAUGGGGGGAUUGCAGUUCACACCCGAAGACAACGUAUAUGAUUCCAAUGCGGACUUUAACAGCAAAGUAGAAAGCGAUUCCGUUGAUGUACUUCCGGAGUACUUGGAAGAAUUCCAAAUACUUACUCCGUCGAACGACAUUAGUGAAAUCAUUGCGUUAUCGCCACCUGCUCCAUCAACUUCAAAAAACUUCGUUCAAAAAGCAAGAGCAAAAGGAAGAAUGACCAAAAGGGUUGGAACCAACCUUCACAAAUGUGAUGAAAUUUGCUCCCUCAAGAAAAAAAAUUGGAGAAGGAGCUACAGAUCCUUGAAGUAGAGCUAAAAAUCAAGGAGAUCGAGCUUCAACUUAACCCUGCAGUCGUCGUGCACCAAAAUGUUACACCAGUCGUCGCGUGGAUUACAUAUGUAAUCCAUUUUAAAAUUAGAAUAAACCAAAAUGCUUUAAUUUUUUCAAAUUUAUUUUGGCUUUAAAAUGUAAUUACAUGUUAUAUUAAGUUAAGUUAACUAAGUGUUUUAUCUAUUUAACUGUAAAUACUAAAAGAGAUGAAAAAUCCCCACCACUAGUUUCUUAGGAAUACUCCAUUUUGUAUGAGUGGAUUACAAUAGUAAUCCGCGCGACGA